AUGGUUCCCCUGCCCCGAGACGUGCAGCCAUCAAACGACAAGAUGGUACUCCUCCUGGCUCACUACUUUCGCAAGGUUUGCGUCAUCAAUUCUUGCUUCGAUUCCCCUGCGAAUCCGCUUCGAAGCGAGAUCCCGGCUCUGAUGACCUCGUCGCCCCUUGUCCAGUCAUGCAUUUUGAGCAUGUCGGCCGGUCAUCUUCGCAACGCGUUCCCGCAUUUGUCGCUCGACAGCUUGGAAUAUCUUACCGCUACAGUAUCCGAACUGACGAAAGAAAUACAAACUAUCCUCCCGCACCUUUCUUCGUCCAUCGUCCCGAACCAGAGGUUUGAAAAUGCUCUGCUUGGAGUCAUCAUGCUGGGCGUGACGACCUCGUGGCAUGUUUCUUCUGGUCUUGGACUUGAACACAUCUCCGGCGCUCGCGCCUUAUUCCGAUGUUGGAUCGACCACAAAUUCAGGCACGGACAAGUAUCCGAUGGUGAAUGGUCCCGCUUAGAUUUCUAUCUGGGCCUGCAGGCAUACUGGGAAUCCAUGGCUGCCUUCCUGAUAGAUCAGGAUAUUCAUCAGCUGGAUUACUUGGAUGUUGCCUUUACCGUUCCCCGAGCGCAAGCCGUGUGUGUUCAUCCCUGGACGGGGUUAAGUGCCAUUCCCUGGCUGUGCUUGGCAAAAGCAGGAUGCAUUGUGCGGUGGAAGAGGAGGCUAUUGCACGGCGGUGUCCUCGGUGAGAGUUGCACUGCCACCGAGAGCGCCCGACUCCGCUCCCACCUCGAACUCUCCCAGGCGUCACAUCGCCUACUCGAAGAGCUACUACGCUACGACAUUCCAGAUGACUCCCAAAUCGCGGACACGUUCGACAAGCAUACUUCAAAAUCGGAUCUGAGGAAUUUAGCACGUUGUUGCCAGCUGGCAGCGAUGCUAGAGUGUGCUAGAUCUCUUGAUAGUGGCUUGGAAUGGCGAGAGGCCUUAGAUCUGGCCGCGAACAUUUUGCAGGAUCCUUCAACCAGUCAUUUCGCCGAGCUGGAAUGUCUGGAUCUCACAUAUACUGGUGUUCUGCAAAUGCUCGCGUUGCAGAUAUUACGACUUUUGUCAAGUAUCCCGACAGACUCCAGGACGCGGUCACUGCAUCAUCUCCCUCUCUUGAUUGCAGGCAGCGUCCUUUUACCACAGAUAAUGGGAAAUUCGCCCUCGACGCCUCCACCGCUCUCGAAUCUCGAAUGCAGUGAUGUCAUGGACGACGCAAGCAGUGGUUCAACACCUUUUUGGCGCCGAUUCGUCGUCGAGAGAAUCUUGACCCUUGAGAAGAUGGUCAACCUUGACGGGCAUCGAACAAUAAGACUUCUUCUCAGUCAAGUAUGGACACGAGGCGACGCCCUAGCCCAGCCAAAUGAUCACCCUCAGUCUGCAGAAGGCCUCCACUGGGUAGAUGUCAUGGAAGACAUGGGUCUGCAGUUUUUCCUCUAA
Molecule: messenger RNA, 1458 nt
Organism: Exophiala spinifera
Lineage: Eukaryota; Fungi; Ascomycota; Eurotiomycetes; Chaetothyriales; Herpotrichiellaceae
Exons: 1
Coding region: 1-1458 (485 amino acids)
Biological process (GO): positive regulation of transcription by RNA polymerase II
Cellular component (GO): nucleus
Molecular function (GO): DNA-binding transcription factor activity; transcription cis-regulatory region binding
Source: RefSeq, a predicted model, not a curated record